This is a messenger RNA of Eleginops maclovinus (Patagonian blennie), 3200 nucleotides long. Its product is annotated as alpha-2Db adrenergic receptor-like. Lineage: Eukaryota; Metazoa; Chordata; Actinopteri; Perciformes; Eleginopidae. The coding region runs from base 1719 to 3200 and encodes 493 amino acids. Gene Ontology annotation, biological process: adenylate cyclase-activating adrenergic receptor signaling pathway; regulation of smooth muscle contraction; regulation of vasoconstriction. The transcript has 2 exons. Gene Ontology annotation, molecular function: alpha2-adrenergic receptor activity; epinephrine binding. Gene Ontology annotation, cellular component: plasma membrane. The record is from RefSeq and is a predicted model, not a curated record.
UUUUCUCUUCCCUUUCCUCUUUUGUCUCUCCUCUCAGUAACCACUUCUCUCCUUUCCUCUACUCUACCAUAGCUUCCUUCACUUUCCUUAUCGUGUCUUGUUUGUGUCAUCACCUCUCUUUUUUUUCUCACCUACCUUCCCUUCCAGUUUCCUGUCCUCUCCUGUCUUUCUUCUUCUGUCUUUUAAUGCUGCCUUUCUGCUAUUCUCCCUGGUCCUCUUCUCUAUCCUAGUUUCCCGUCCUGUGCUUAUUAUCCUCUCCUCUAAUGAUUUAGUUUUCUUUCCGUCUCCUCUAUCCUUGUUACUUAUCUCCAUCCUUCUACACUGGCCCCUCUAUCGCUCUUCUAUGCCUGCCUCAUAUACCUUUAAGUUUACCCCCCUUUUUCCUGUCUUUUUUUCUUCUCACCCUUUCUCUUUUCCUUUUUUUCUCCCAUCUCCUUCACUCACAUCAGUAUAUCGAAUCUUUCCUCUUUUUCUUUCAUUCACUUUCCCGUUCUUUCCUGUCGUCCCCGUAUCUCUCGUCUUUCCUUUCUUCCACUUUCUCUCAAAUGUCCUCUUGUGCACCAUUUCUCCUGUCUUUCCUCACCUCCUUGCCUCACCCAUGUGUACCUCCUUCUUCCUCUCAUCUUCUAUAUUUCUAUUUCCUCUUCCUCCCACUCUUACUCAAAGUACCCUCAUCUCCUUACUAAUUCCUCCUUCUGAUCUCCCCCAUCAUCCUCCUUAAUCAAUCCUUCUCUCUUUACUUUCUCAUUCUCAUGGCCUUUUUUUACUCUCUCCCUCUCUCCUCUCACUGCAUCUCCUACUCAUCCCUUUCAUCUCUCCUCUCUGUUACUCUCUCUCCUCCUCAUCUCUUCUCUUUCCAGCAGCAUCCAGUGAACAGCAGCAGCAGCAGCAGCAGCAGCAGCAGCAGAGUCACUCUGCACGGAAACAACUCGCAUGAAAGUGAGGAGCUCUGCUUUUCUUCGUCUUUCCUCCAUAGUUUUUUAAUUUUUUGCUGCAUCUCUUCCUCCUCUUCUCCACACUCUUUUUCUCAUUCACUCUUUGAUUUCCAGUUAUUUUUGAUCUACUUUUAGAUCCUUCUUUCUGACACAGUGGUCUCUCGGGCAGUGCAGCAGUAUGAGGGUACUGUACAUUUUAAAAAGGGGGUUCUGUCCUUGAGUAGAGCCUUGUGCUUUUUAUAUUUAUUUAUUUGUUCUCAUUUGGUUGCACCUUAUUGGUUAUAAGUAGGCCAGUCUAGUAGCUUAAAUGCAGCAUGUAAAGCUCUGGGCUCAGAUGUGCUUAUAAAUGGAUAUUUUCAAAGGUAUGACUUUUAUUUUAAUCCUAACUUAAAUCAUGCAAAUCCUUCUUUCGGAAAGAAGAAGUGCAGCAGGAAUGCUGAGACGUAUGUCUUUAAAUCCAAAUAUGACAACAUAUUGACCACAGCUGCAGUGCUGUGAGGUUCUGAGAUAUGGGUGUCUUACAUCUUUUUUUUUUUAAGAUUAAAUAUCAACAUUUUGUGUAAAGGAGGUGAGAUUAUUCUUGGAUGCUUAACUUCUGUUACCAAAGAUACAGCUUAAUUAUUCUUUCUUUCACUGGCUUUACUCUCCCUCUUUCUCUCAUUCCAUUUCUUAUUUUGUCUUUUCUGUUAUUUCCUCACUGGCUGGCAUCGAGACAAUCCAUCUGCAGUGAAUCCGCUGGAGUUGAAAAAAAAUGGGGAUCAUACUGUCAGACAUUUAACCAGGAUGGACCUACAGGAUGUGUUCACUGAAAUGGCCACGAUGCCGGACAAUUUACCACCAAACUCUUCUUUGGAGAAUGUUAACCACACCUCGUCUUCUCUGGCCAGAUCUCCUCCUCUACCUCCUCACUCGCAGGUGGCGUCAGUGUUUAUCGUGCUUGUGGUCACGGUCAUCAUACUGGGGACUGUGGUGGGAAACGUGCUAGUCGUGGUGGCGGUUUUCACCAGCCGUGCCCUGAGGCCACCCCAAAACCUCUUCCUGGUGUCUCUGGCUUCGGCGGACAUACUGGUGGCGACGCUGGUCAUCCCCUUCUCCUUGGCUAAUGAGGUCAUGGGCUACUGGUACUUUGGUUCCACCUGGUGCUCCUUCUACCUGGCUCUGGACGUCCUCUUUUGCACCUCCUCCAUUGUCCAUCUUUGCGCCAUCAGCCUCGACCGGUACUGGUCUGUCACUAAAGCAGUCAGCUACAACCGCAAAAGGACGCCCAAAAGAAUUAAAUCUAUGAUCAGCAUCGUGUGGCUUAUAUCUAUAGUCAUCUCUUCGCCGCCGCUUCUCAUGACGCAGAACGAGGAGUAUUUGGGGUUGGAGGAGGCCGGCGACACACAGAGGCAGGAGUGUCUUCUCAACAACCAGACGUGGUACAUCCUCUCCUCCUGCCUUGUGUCUUUCUUCGCCCCAGGAGUCAUCAUGAUACUGGUGUACUGUAAGAUCUACCGUGUUGCAAAGCAGCGAGCUUCGACCGUGUUUGUGGCAAAGAACGUGGUGGAGCGGCAGCCAUCGCAGUCUGAGACCUGCUUUGACAUCAGUCCCAGGAUCGGACAAAGGAAGGGAGUGGGCUGCGGUAAAUCCAAAUAUGAGCUGGACAGUCCUCGGCCUGCAAACCAUCACAGCUCUUCCAACAUGGACAGCAACAGCAGCAGCCAAAAGAGAGGAGAACUGGAUGACAUUGACUUGGAGGAAAAGUGCUGCAAGGCCGACAUAAAAACGACCUCAUCGUUCUCCUCGGCUCUUCACUUUUCCAGGAGAGCCUGCGGAAAUGUGAAAACAGAGGAGAGAAAGGACGAAGAGGGAUCGUCUAACAGGUUGAUGCCUCCUCCUCAUCCACCUUCCUCCUGCGCCUCCAUUUCAUGGGCAUCAUCUGAGCACUGCUCCAACAACUUCCUCCUCCCUUCCCCAGGGCCUCACCGCAGCAGGCAGAUGUCUCUCUCCAAAAACAAAGUGGCACAAAUGAGGGAGAAGCGUUUCACGUUUGUUCUGGCGGUGGUCAUGGGUGUUUUUGUCCUCUGCUGGUUCCCGUUCUUCUUCACUUACAGUCUCCAUGCUGUCUGCAGGGACAAGUGCACAAUCCCCGAUACACUAUUCAACCUCUUUUUCUGGAUUGGAUACUGCAACAGCUGCCUGAACCCCAUCAUAUACACCAUCUUUAACCGAGACUUCAGGAAGGCCUUCAAGAAGAUUUUAUUCCAGACUAAUAAACGCACAUAA